Camelus dromedarius (Arabian camel) is the source of this 551-nucleotide messenger RNA. RefSeq names its product adenosine 5'-monophosphoramidase HINT1-like. The transcript has a single exon. Gene Ontology annotation, cellular component: cytoplasm; nucleus. Gene Ontology annotation, molecular function: hydrolase activity. Lineage: Eukaryota; Metazoa; Chordata; Mammalia; Artiodactyla; Camelidae. Gene Ontology annotation, biological process: purine ribonucleotide catabolic process. The record is from RefSeq and is a predicted model, not a curated record. The coding region runs from base 178 to 543 and encodes 121 amino acids.
UUUAACCUCUCAUACCAUUAGCUACUAUAAGUAGAGCAUAACUCCUAGUCAAGCUCUAAUGGGAAGAGUGGGUAACAUGCAAGAACUGAUGGGUGAUGUCAGCAAAGAGAUGGAAGCUCUAAGCAAGAAUCAAAAGGAGAGCUUCUUCCCAGCCAGCCACACCAGAGGGAGGCCAAGAUGGCAGAUGAGAUCGCCAAGGCUCAGGCCACUUGGCCUGGUAGCAACACAAUCUUUGGGAAGAUCAUUCACAAGGAAAUUCCAGCCAAAAUCAUUUUUGAGGAUGACCAGUGUCUUGCUUUCCAUGACAUUUCCCCUCAAGCAUCAACAUGUUUUCUGGUGAUACCCAAGAAACUUAUAUCCCAGAUUUCUGCAGCAGAGGAUGAUGAUGAAAGUCUUCUUGGAAAUUUAAUGAUUGUUGUCACAAAAUGUGCUGCUGUUUUGGGCCUGAAGAAGGGUUAUCGAAUGGUGGUGAAUGAACACCAUGGGGGUGGGGGACAGUCUUUCUAUUAUGUUCAUCUCCAUGUUCUUGGAGGUGGCAGAUGAACUGACCU